Cimex lectularius (bed bug) is the source of this 1549-nucleotide messenger RNA. RefSeq lists its product as uncharacterized. The record is from RefSeq and is a predicted model, not a curated record. The coding region runs from base 323 to 1528 and encodes 401 amino acids. The transcript has 14 exons. NCBI's taxonomy places the organism in Eukaryota, Metazoa, Arthropoda, Insecta, Hemiptera, Cimicidae.
CGGCAACCUGCUCAUCAGUAUUCGUAGUUCCUACCUCUGGGCUCUGACCGUUUUAUGUUUGUUAUUUGAAAAGUAUUUGUUGCUUACUAACAUUGUUCUUUAUUUUAAUGUACUUUUAAUACUUUCUAAUAUACUUGUUUGAGCCUAACAAUAAAAUAUGGCACCUUCCAAAUUGACAAACCUGAAGAUGGCUGAAACACAAAACCCAUCUUAUGGAUCAAAACGGAGAGAUAACUGAACAAAAUGAUUUGAACAACUAAGCUUCUUCAUUAUCUGCUGUGCUAUAUGGUCAGGAAUAGUCAAAAAGGGCUGAAAUACAAGAAUGAAACAGAGAUGCAACAAAGAUAAACGGUUAAAGAUGCUGUUACGACGGAUGGCCUCUUUGACCCAAGCAAACGAAAACAUGAAAAUCACCAAUGAACAACUUGUAAAUAAAGUUGUCGAGACAGAUUUGCUUUUGUCUAAUCUGAAGAAUGAAAACCAUACAGUUAUGAAACAAAAUUUCAACUUGUUAACUGAAAAUAAUAAGCUGAAGAACGUUUUACAAAAGUUGAACCACAAUUUAACGAAGCUGAUCACUUGGCACGGAGAUGCUUCUCAUAUUUUGCUCAACAGCAAAACAAUGUUGACUAACCAGAAUUUAAAUUUGUCUAUUUUUGAAGACUAUUCUAGUGCAGGUAGUACUUGUAACUUUUUAAACACAGCAGAAUGCGAUAAAACAGCUAAAUCCAAGGCGCAGGCAAUGGUUAAUCCGAUGAUAGAAGGUCAAAUCAUCAAAAGUCCAAUGGUAUCAUUAAAACGAUUAAAGUUCAACAGCCAAGAACUUCACGAAGAGAAGAAAGGACUUCGAGAAUUGACCAGACACUUUGAUACAGAAAAACUAAGCCCUAUCUCUGAAGCAGUUCCUUCUACUUCUCGUCGAUUAGGUUGGAGACAUGGUCCGAGAUUUAAUGAUGUUGCGCAACAAAGAGAAAGAGAAAUUCAAAUGGCUGUCGAAUAUGGUCUUCAAGGAAUUCCGAUGGUUCGAUUGCAUGAUGUAUCAACGCUGUUGAACAAUUCGUCAUUGCUUAUUCUCAACCAAAACGAAAACGACAAUGAUGUUAAUAACAGUGAAUCAUUAAAUAGACAGAAAAGUGUUGAAGUGGAAAAUCGUUCGAUUGAAACGCCCGUCGAUGGUGACAAUGAUUGUUUCGUCGUGGUGCCAACCCGCCAAGAAGAAGAUCGAAGCCGUUCUUUGGAUUCCAAUAAAAGUUCGUCUAGUAGUUCAUUUACUUUAGAUUAUUCCUCAUCCAGAAUUACCAAAUUUAGGCGUAGAAUAACUCCAGUCUUUGACGAACUCAAUACUUCUGGCAAAAGAAACAGAAAAAAGAAAACAAGUCGAAGGGAAUGUUGCACUCGCAACCCGUCUCAAAUGAGUCUGACUGAUCAAGACAAUGAAUCCAGCUUAUCUACAAGAAGUUCAUCAAGGCAAAAGAAAGCAAUUAAUUAUAAAGAAGAAAAACUAAAUUCAAAGAAGAGAAGAGAAUAAUAAAACUGUAAAUACCUAUUG